Cannabis sativa is the source of this 1467-nucleotide messenger RNA. RefSeq lists its product as uncharacterized. The coding region runs from base 1 to 1467 and encodes 488 amino acids. Lineage: Eukaryota; Viridiplantae; Streptophyta; Magnoliopsida; Rosales; Cannabaceae. The transcript is spliced from 3 exons. The record is from RefSeq and is a predicted model, not a curated record. Gene Ontology annotation, molecular function: zinc ion binding.
AUGAAACUCGCCAUAAGCCUUUAUGCCAUAAAAAUGAAUCAACAAUACAAGGUAAAAAGGUCAUCAUCCAAGGACUACAGCCUAAUAUGUGUUGACAGUAAGUGCAAAUGGUACUUCCUAGCAUCAAAACAUGGAAAAACCGACAUGUUUAAGGUGAGAAAACUCAAUGACACUCAUACAUGCUCCCUAGAAAUCAUUUAUGAAGACCAUCCUCAAGCAAAAAGUGACAUAAUUGCUGAUUGCAUCAAACGAUGGAUAAUAAACCCCAAAAGAAACUACAAACCAAAUGACAUUGUUGAAGACAUAGCAGAAGAUUAUAGUAUCUCCAUCUCCUACCACAAAGCAUGGAGAGCAAAAGAAAAAGCUACUUUCGAAGUUAAAGGUAGCCCAUAUGAUUCAUACAAUGAAAUCCCUGGCUUCCUAUACAUGAUUCAAAAAUGCAACCCGGGAACAAUAACAGAUCUUGUACAAGAUGAUGAGGGGAGAUUCAAAUACUGUUUCUUUGCAUUAGCAUCUUCUAUCAAAGGCUGGAAUCACUGCACACCAAUAAUAGUUGUGGAUGCAAUUUUUUUGAAGAAUGCAUAUGGAGGUACUCUAAUAGUUGCUAAUGCACAAGAUGCUGACAGACAUAUAUUUCCACUAGCUUUUGCAAUAAUCGACUCAGAAAAUGAUGCAUCAUGGCAAUACUUCAUGGAGAAACUCAAACAAACAUAUGGGGAACGUGAAGAGCAAUGCAUAAUUUCAUAUAGACAUGAAAGUAUCGCCAAAUCAGUGAAAAUGAUAUUUCCCAACUUGAUGCAUGGGGUAUGUUGCUUCCAUCUAUUCCAAAAUAUAAAAUUAAGAUUUAGAAAAGGAGGAGAUGAGCUGAGAGAUGCAUUCUAUUGUGCAUCAAAAGCAUAUAAUCUUGCUGAUUUUGAAGGAUUCAUGAAAGAAAUAGACACCAUAGACAACCGAAUUCGUCCUUACUUGACAAAUGAAGUUGGCCUCAAUAAAUGGACAAGGGUUUAUACCAAAAACAAGCGUUACUCAACAAUGACCUCAAAUAUAUCAGAAUCCGUGAAUUCAGCCUUGAAAGAAGUAAGAGAGUUACCCAUUGGCACACUACUAGAAUGUUUACGCUGCUUGGUUCAAAGAUGGAGUUGGACAAACAAAAAUAGAGCUCUUGCUACACUCACAACACUAGCAAAAGGACCAGAAGAGGAACUCAAAGACAAAUUAGAUCGCAGUAAAAAAUUGCAGGUUGAAACAUCAAACCAUGCCAUAUAUACAGUCAAUGAGUUAAAAAGUUCGUACAUCGUAGACAUUCAAGAAAAGACAUGCACAUGUCAAAGAUUCCAAUAUGACGAAAUGCCAUGUUCUCAUGCAAUGGCAGUAAUAUCAAAAGACACUUCGAAUGCUACUAUUUCUGCUCUUAUUUCUACACAAAACAAGUGUUUCUUGCAACAUACGAAGAAACUGUGUUUCUAA